Protopolystoma xenopodis is the source of this 186-nucleotide messenger RNA. Lineage: Eukaryota; Metazoa; Platyhelminthes; Monogenea; Polystomatidea; Polystomatidae. The record is from the annotation of a GenBank genome assembly.
AUGCUGCGUGAUUCCCUAACUAGCCAGGAGUUACGAUCAAGAGGUGCUGUUCCAUGGAAUUAUAUGAACAACCCAUCUUCUGGAGCCUCUGGUGGUGAUCUCAGCUCCAUUCGACUGAUCGCUAGAGUCGCUCUUUCCCAUCUUAUGAAUCACUUGGGUCAAUUUCCGCUUGUAGGUCUAAAAUGA